AUGAACCAGCGCCCGGGGGCCAUGCGCGGGCUCAAGGGCCGUGCGCCUGGAGCAGCAGCAGCAGCAGCAGCAGCAGCAGCCGCAGCAGCAGCAGCAGCGGCCGGCGAGCGCGACGCGCGGCUGCUGACGGCACGGCUCGUCGCGGCGCCCUCCUGGCGCGCGCUGCGGCGCGCCGCGCGCGACGGCGCGGCGCGCGGCGGCCUCAACGCCAUCCACGUGAGCGCGGCGCUCGCGCGGCUCGCGCGGCUGGUGCCAGACGGCAGCGAGCAGCGGCAGGACCCCCACCUAUUGGACUUCCUGUCAGACCUGGAGGCCGUCGCCGCCCGCCUGCUUGCCGCGCCUCGUCACGCCACGGCCGUAGCGCCAGCUGACCCGCUCGUCGCCCGCGGGGCGCAGGCGGCGGCACCGGCGGCGCUGCAACGCCUGCAGCAGGAGCGGGCGGGCGGGGUGCAGCAGGUCGCGGCGCCGGAGCCCCAGCAGCUGGCCACAAUAGCCUGGGCGUGGGGCUCGCUGCGCCACGAUCCGUCGCCAGCCUGCUGGGAUCUCUACUGGGGCGCGUCGGCCGCGAAGCUCGGGCAGCACACGCCGCAGGAGCUGGCCAUGGCACUGUGGGGCCUCGGCCGGCUGCGGCGGCGGCCGCCGGCCGGCUGGAUGGCCGCGUUCGAGACGGCCUCGCGCCGCCGCCUGUGGGCGUUCAAGCCGCAGGAGCUGUCGAUGGUGCUGUGGGCGCUGGCGGCGCUGGGCCUCCCGCCGAGCGACGGCUGGUGGCGCCAGGCGCGCGCGGCGGCGCUCGCCAAGGCGCCGGCGUUCGCGCCGCGCGACGCGGCGCAGGUCCUGUGGGCCGCAGCGGCUCUGGGCGUGGCGGCGCCCGCAGACUGGGUGGACGGGCUCCUGCGGGCGGUGCAGGGGCAGCUGCCGCUGUUCUGUCCGCACGACGUGUCCAACACGGUUUGGGCGCUCGGGCGGCUCGGGCGGCGGGAGCAGCAUCAGCAACAGCAGCAGCAUCUGGAUCAGGAUCAUGAGCGGCGUCAGGAGUCACGUGUGCAGAGCGAGGACCCGCCCGCGGCACGGGCAGGUGCUAGCGACAGCCCGCCGGCACAACACCAGCAGCAUGGCGGCGCGGAGAUGCACAAGCGUUGGGUGGGGCGGCUGCUGCUGGUGCUGGAGGGCAGCAACGUGAAAACGGCACGCACCACGCUUCGGCAACACGCCAAUAUCCUGUGGGCGCUGGCGGCGCUGGGCAUGCAGCCGAGCGCCUCUUGGGCCAGCAUUACAUGGAGCAGCACCGGCGCCGCCCUGGCCGCAGCCGCGGCGGAGCGGCAGCGGCGGCAGCAGCAGGCGGCACUCGCUCUGGACGAGGGGCCCGCGGGGCAGCGGGCGCAUCUGGCGCCUCCAGGCGGCAGCGCGCCGCCUCUGAUCGACGAGCGUGACGCCGCCCAAAUUGCCUGGGCUGCGGCCGUGCUGCCCCAGGGCCCCAGCGGCGCUUGGCUGCGCACCUUCUGGGCGGCGACCGGCCCCGACCUCCCUGGCUACGGCGCGCAGGCCGCCGCGGUGCUGCUGUGGGCGACCGCGCGCCUGGGCCCCGCCGCCGGCGCCGCCGCGCCGCCCGCGGCGUGGUCUGGCGCAGCGCUCGCCGCGGUGCGCGCUGACCUGGCAUCUCUUCAGCCGCCGGGCGCCUGCCAGCUGCUGUGGGCGCUCGCGGCGCUGCGGCACCCGCCCAGUGAGGCGUUCAUGCGGCAGGCGCUCGCGCGGCUCCAGCUCGAGCUGCACCUGCUGCCGCCGGCCGGCUUUGCGUGCGUGCUGCGCGCGCUUGGCGCGCUGGGGUACUGCCCGGGCGACACCUGGUGGGACACCCUCUGGUACUGCCUGCGGCCGGCGGCGCACGGCUUUGGGGCCAGGGAGCUCGCCGGGGUGCUGUUCGGCGCCGCCGCGCUCGGCCGCCGGCCUCCGCCGCGCGUGCUGCGCGAGCUCGGGGCGCGCGCCCUGGUAGUCCUGCCGCGCUCAAGCGCGCGGGAGCAGGGGGCACUGCUUUCGGCGCUGGCGCGGGCCGGGUGGCGACCGGCGGGCGUCGCAGGUCUUUCGGAGUCCGGCCGAGACCCAGCGUCGUCGUCAUUGGCGGCGGCGGCGGCGGCGGCGGACGACGCGCGGGAGCUGGUGCUGCGCGCGGGCGCUCGCGCGCUGGCCGGCGCGGGCGCGGGCGCGGGCGCGAGCGCCGCGGACGUGGUCGGUCUGCUGGCGGGCGUGCGGCGGCUGGGCGUCGCGCCCGACGCCGCGUGGCUGCGGGUCGCGCUCGACGCGCUGGACGGCCGCGACGGCAAUGACCGCUGCGUCCCUGCGCCGCGCAACGCGGCCGCUGCCAUCGCGGUGCUCGCGGCGCUGGGGGCUGCACCGGAGCAGGGUUGGGUGGAGGCGAUGGUGGGCGCGAUGGUGGUGCCGUGCGCUCAGGAGGAGCAGCUGCAGCUUCAGGCGGCGCGGCAGCAGCACGGGCACCCAUGGCCGGCGCCGGCUGCCCUGCCGGAGCCCUCCCUGCUUGACAGCGCGGCGGCUGGCAUCGCCGGGUGGACGCACGUCGCCCUGCCGGAGCCGCUCGUGCGGGCGCUCCUGGAGGCGCGCCUGGCGGCCAGGGCCCGGGAGGGCGGGCGCGCCGACGACGUCCCGAUGGCUGCGUGGGAGGCGCUCGCCGGGCGCCUGGCGCGGUGA
Messenger RNA from Monoraphidium neglectum, 2700 nucleotides. RefSeq lists its product as hypothetical. The record is from RefSeq and is a predicted model, not a curated record. Gene Ontology annotation, molecular function: RNA binding. Gene Ontology annotation, biological process: mitochondrial RNA processing; regulation of mitochondrial mRNA stability; chloroplast rRNA processing. The coding region runs from base 1 to 2700 and encodes 899 amino acids. The transcript has 4 exons. NCBI's taxonomy places the organism in Eukaryota, Viridiplantae, Chlorophyta, Chlorophyceae, Sphaeropleales, Selenastraceae. Gene Ontology annotation, cellular component: mitochondrial matrix; ribonucleoprotein granule.